This is a messenger RNA of Rhizoctonia solani, 654 nucleotides long. Its product is annotated as isochorismatase domain-containing protein 2. The record is from RefSeq and is a predicted model, not a curated record. The transcript has 6 exons. Lineage: Eukaryota; Fungi; Basidiomycota; Agaricomycetes; Cantharellales; Ceratobasidiaceae. The coding region runs from base 1 to 654 and encodes 217 amino acids.
AUGCCAGGCAACAGAACCGCAUUGAUGCUGGUAGAUAUACAAUACGACUUUUUACCGCCGAACGGGAGCCUAGCUGUUGCAAACGGAGCCGACAUUCUUCCGACCGUUUACGAUCUCCUAGAUCACACGCAUUUUGACGCCUACUUCGCCAGUCAGGACUAUCAUCCAGUCGGCCAUGUUUCAUUUGCCUCAGCGCACCCAGGGACCAAGCCAUAUACCUCGAUACAAGUGCCGAAACUGUAUUCGAGCGAGACAGUCGAACAAAUGCUGUGGCCAGAUCACUGUGUGCAGGGAACACGCGGGUGUGAGAUCGAGGAGGGAGUACAAAAGCGGCUAGAGAGACUUGAAAAAUUAGGCAAGGUCGUGGAAUACAUCAAAAAAGGCACGAAUCCAAGCGUUGAUUCAUACUCGGCGUUUGCGGAUAAUCAGUAUAUGUCGUUUACGCCUCUUGUACGCCUUGUCUACACGCACCAGAUCGAUAGAUUGGUCAUAGUCGGAUUAGCGACAGACUAUUGCGUGCGAGCGACGGCGAUUGACAGCCGCAAGUUUGGAAUCGGUACCGAGGUUGUUCAAUCUGGCAUAAGGGGUGUAUUCCCCGAAAACGAGAGCAUAGUGCUAGAGGAGCUCAAGACUUGGGGAUGCUCGAUUGUAUGA